Molecule: messenger RNA, 3231 nt
Organism: Chara braunii
Lineage: Eukaryota; Viridiplantae; Streptophyta; Charophyceae; Charales; Characeae
Source: the annotation of a GenBank genome assembly
AAUAGGAGAACUUGAAAAGUUGCUCCAUAUUUUCCACGUGUCAACAACAAUGUCAACAACAAAUACCGCAACUACAGUGAUACCAAAACAACAACAUGAAUCAUGAAUGAGAAAAGCAUUGACGAGAACAAUAUUUGAGUUUUCUUGUAUGACAACAUCUACAACGACAACAGCAAACAACAGCAAAGGUGGCAAUGGCGAUGGGAGCAGCACCGAACAGCAGGAUGCAGUGAGAGCAACAGAAAUCGUCAGAAGCAGAAGAAGUGAAAGCCGCAGGAGCAAGUCACAGUGUGCAGUUAGAGCAGCAAGAAGCGGUACCCGCAGAUCCAAGGUGCGGGAUGCAGCAGCAGGAGCAGGAGGAGGAGGAACAGCGACAAUUUGUUAUGAUCCCGUGUAUCGUGUAGCUGUCCAGGAUGAUGGGAUGGAGAAGGUGAUUGACGACUCAGUGGGGGGAAUGUCUUAUGGCUUGCCGAGAAUGGGGACCAUGUGCCGCUGUUCACGCAAGCACCUUUGGCUGGUGUUGCGGCAGGUUGUGGCAUCCUACAGCUAUGCAACCUCCGCAAUGUCCCCCCAUUCCCUCUUGCCCUGUUGUUUUUGUUCUCAGUCGAUGGUGCGAGCAAUAGUGGCUGCUUUCGAUUGCGGUAGCGAGGGGGCCAACUUCGCUUCUGCGGCUUGUAGCAUGGCUGUUGGUGCGGAAAACCGGCGAGGUGUGAGUCCGCAUCAUCCUCAUCACUCUGAGAUAUGGAAGGUGGAUGGGGAGGAGGUCCCCAAAACUCUGGAAAAGAAGCCUGCGACACCAUCGCUUCAAAUAUGCCACUGCUUGGCGUACCGGUGUCUCGGCGUUAUCAAAGCAGAGAUGGAGGAGUUGAGGCCCUUGAGGGGUCAGAUGGAUUUGAGUUGUACCCUGCCUACCAUCUUUCCUGCUAUUCAGCUGAGAAGGGUGGUGCUUCUCCCAAGAGAACGAGCUUCAUCAACAUCACUACACUUCGUCUUGUCCUCAUCGUCUUCAUCAUUGUCAUCAUCCUCGUCAUCGCCAUCGGUGUGGCAGCAGCGCUGUUACACCUCUUUUCCGGCUGCUCCCUCUCCUUUUCCUUUCGGUUCAUUUUCUUCCGAAACACGAGCGGGAUUCGCACCCACUGCUACGCAACUGACUUCCAGCGAUGAAGACCUCCGGGCCUCCAGUUUUGCAGGGGAACCUGCUUCAAAAAAUUCACCCUCUAGCUCACAGAACUGGCCUUCCAGGGGUCCGUUGGCUGUGUACAACCAGAUGGUCAGGGAUGCCAAGCUUGUGGCGGGUGACGUGAACCAAGAGAACGUGUUGCAGGCGCUGCAGAAGGUGUAUGAUGAUAUCAUGACCCAUGUUGUUCUGCGUACCAAUUCAUCCUCCUCCUCUUCUGGAAAUUACGAUGAAUCGUCCAGCAGUGGCAGCAGUGCCGGUGCAGGUUGGGGUGGGGGAAGAUGGCUGCUGUCAAGCUUGUUGGGUGGCCGCAGAAGCAGCAGAGCAGAUGCAGCGCAGUGGUCUCCCGUACGCGGGUUGUAUUUGUAUGGUGGUGUAGGAACGGGGAAGACGAUGCUGAUGGACAUGUUCUAUGACGAGCUACCGCCCGAUCCUUCCGACUCGCUUUCCUCGUCCGGUGCUGUGUUAAAGAAGCAGCGCAUCCACUUUCACGAUUUCAUGAUAGAUAUUCACCGAAGGCUGCAGAAACAGAGGGGCAAGGCGGAUCCGUUAGAUGCGGUUUCCGAUGAAAUUGUCGAGGAGGCAACCGUUCUCUGUCUUGACGAGUUCAUGGUUACCGAUGUGGCCGAUGCCAUGAUCCUGAAUCGACUGUUUCGUCACCUCUUUUCGAAAGGAUUGAUCCUCGUCUCGACGUCCAACAGACCCCCAGACAGACUGUACGAGGGUGGGCUGCAACGGAAUCUGUUCCUCCCGUUCAUCGAGCUCCUUAAGGAGCGAUGUGUUGCACAUGAGAUCCGUUCGAAGACAGAUUAUCGCAAGCUCACGGAUGCGCAGCAAGGGUUGUGUUUCCUGGGUCCGAAUGGUGCGGGACUCCUUGAGGAGAAGUUCCGUGCUCUGACGGGGGGUGCAUCCAUUGACCCACCCUCGUUUAUAGUGGUCGCAAUGGGCAGGAAACUGCACAUUCCCAAGGCAGCGAGAGGUUGCGCCUACUUCAAGUUCCACGAACUCUGCGAGCAAGCGAUUGGUGCUGCGGACUACUUCUCUCUUUGCCGUGAAUAUCACACGAUUUUCUUAGAAGGUGUUCCGAAGCUUGGCGCGCACAACCGGUCCGCCGCGUAUCGAUUUGUCACGCUUGUUGAUGUCAUGUACGAGCACCGAACAAGGUUUGUGCAUUCAGCGAAAGAAUCCCCUCUAGUGUUGUUUGAGAGGAUAGUCACUUUGGCAGACUCCAAAGCGGCGGGAGGUGGUCUUGGUCCUGAUGUAUGCGUCGACAAUGAGCUUGGCUUCGCUAAGGACCGGACAAUAAGCAGGCUAACAGAGAUGCAGAGCAUAGAGUACAUAGAAGUAUGGCAGAAGAAUUAUGCAGACAGGGGGGUGUCAGCAAUGGACACCGGACUUGGCACUGCUACAGGUGCCAGUGUUACGAGGAGGAGAACAGACAUCGAACGCCCACACUUUGAAAGUGCUGUGGAGUAGCACUUAUGUCCACAAUCGUUAGUUUCUCCGAUGACAAGUGUUGAAAAGGUUGGCGUGGCGUGGUUGGACCUUUAUUAGUAGUGUAGUGCCUUGGAGUUGUAUUGUUGAUUCUUCCGAUCACUUUCUGAUGUUUCUGUUCACUAUCUUUAAUAGAUAAUCAGGAUGCUUUGUGCGAGGCUUUGCAUCUCAGAGUAGUAUACGCAGCAAAGUGUCCAUGGUGCGGAGUGGGUGCAAUACACAUAUGCUACCCUCCUCGCCGCACCACCGUCUGUUCCUGUCGUAUGCCCGUCUCGUACAAUAUUUGUUACGUUAGCCAGGCUAUGGACACCUGGCGCUUUUGUACAAUACAGCAAUGGGUGCAUGCCACUGGAGUCAAAGGUAUUGCACCGGUCGGUCAGACAGUCGGGCAGGUGUUGGAUGAGCUGAUGGCGCUGCCAACCGUGUUUGUUUUCCACAGCAAGGCAGAAGAUCAGGGGCGAAACUGCAAAGGCAGGUUUUAGGGAAAAGUCGUACCUGACAAUGUUUUGGGCCAUGGGGGAGAUGUGGACAUUGGACAUAAAUGAAGAGCACAGAGGGCU